Siniperca chuatsi (mandarin fish) is the source of this 1226-nucleotide messenger RNA. Its product is annotated as ras-related protein Rab-17-like. The transcript has 5 exons. Lineage: Eukaryota; Metazoa; Chordata; Actinopteri; Centrarchiformes; Sinipercidae. Gene Ontology annotation, cellular component: endosome. Gene Ontology annotation, molecular function: GTPase activity; GTP binding. The coding region runs from base 413 to 1096 and encodes 227 amino acids. The record is from RefSeq and is a predicted model, not a curated record.
CAUGCCAUUAAAACUUCCCACGUGUAAUUCACAAUAAACAAUUGAUUUAACUGUGUGAGGUCUAAUGAGCACAAACACAGUAGUUGGUGUGAAUGUGAUUGCUAACUUAUAUUGGCUGGGAAGUUUUAUGGUUCAGUAGUGGGUGUAUACAAGGAAGUGAAAUUAUGUUGAUGUAUGUAGGCCUUUUACAAGUUAAGACUGGACUUUGGUUUUACUUUUAUUUCCUAUAAAAGAAGGUGAAGCUGGCACAGCCGCAGACGCUUACAACAAAGACGACGUAUUAACUCUUCUGUACAGUUUGGAGUAGCCGUUGCUUCUUAACGGGAAAAAGACUACUGGAUCAGGACUUUUGGACUUUUUCUGUCUUGUCCGUCCGUAUUCUCUCACUCUUUUGGAGUUAAGUGAACUUCUGAUGGGGGAAAAGCUCCCAAGGGUGCCAGGAGGAGCCCGGCUCCACAGUGACACUUUGAGUAGACCAGUGCGGACCCUCAGGGUUAAGAUGGUACUUCUGGGAAGCUCUGGUGUGGGAAAGUCCAGUCUGGCACUACGAUUUAGCAAGGAUGAGUUCAAGUGUACAUCACCUACUGUAGGCUGUGCCUACCUGACCCGGGUGGUGCAUCUCAGUGAAGUCACUCUUCGCUUUGAGAUAUGGGACACGGCAGGGCAGGAAAAAUAUCACAGUGUCACCCCACUUUACUACAGAGGAGCCCACGCUGCACUCUUGGUCUAUGAUAUCAGCAAAAAGGAAACAUUUAUCAGAGCUCAAGUGUGGCUCAAAGAGCUUGAGAAACAGUACAUCCCAGAAUCUACUGUCAUAUGGCUGGUAGGCAACAAGGGAGAUCUGGCACAGGAUCGACAAGUCUCAGUGCAGGAGGGACAGAGUCUGGCCAAUGACAGGGGCUUAUUCUUUACAGAGACAUCAGCCCUGUCAGGGGAUCAAAUCAGCCAGCUGCUGGUAGCUGUAGCCCACAGAGUGUAUAAGUGUAUUGGAGCGCAGCAGGGAGGACUGUCAGAGUGGCGGGAGACACCAGUUGUGGAUCUGCAUCACAGAGACACACUCAGUCCUUUUGCAUCCUGCUGCAAAGUUGGGCCCUAACAUCAGUGACUGUCAGUUGUGUUGCUACCUGUCUUUGUCUCUCUGUCUGUCUUCAUCAUUUUAAAGCUGCACUAGGUAACACAUGAGAUCAAAAAAUCUCAAAUCAAAUAAAAGGCUUGUAGAUUCUCAA